This is a messenger RNA of Trematomus bernacchii (emerald rockcod), 2693 nucleotides long. RefSeq names its product protein shisa-6 (gene shisa6a). Gene Ontology annotation, biological process: regulation of short-term neuronal synaptic plasticity; regulation of AMPA receptor activity. Bases 409 to 2193 code for a protein of 594 amino acids. The transcript is spliced from 9 exons. The record is from RefSeq and is a predicted model, not a curated record. Lineage: Eukaryota; Metazoa; Chordata; Actinopteri; Perciformes; Nototheniidae. Gene Ontology annotation, cellular component: AMPA glutamate receptor complex; postsynaptic membrane; dendritic spine membrane.
AGUGGCAGUGGCUGAGACAACCCCGUUACCGGCCACCGUUCACCCGGGUAACUACGACCCUCGAUACUCAAGCUCAACAGCUCAUGGUGAAGAUUUCUCAGAGGACAUCGCGUCUUCAUCGCGUCUCUGCAGCCCCUAUUUGAAGAGGACAUUUGGCAAUAGCGAACUUUUAUUUAAGAAAACAGAUUUACACUGGAUGGCAAAGUCAGAAGAUGCUUUGUGUGUCUAAAGAGCGCAAAUUCUACCACAUCAAAGCAUAUAAGAGCGUCAGUGACAGCUUGGCACAUUCAGGAGUACCUGCGAUGAAGAAGCCCGCAAGAAGCUCCACGCGGUAAGAAGUGGAAGAGUGAUACUGAGAGCAGACAGAAGUGCGUGGAGGCCAAAGAACAAACACCAGCGAGUCCUCAAAUGAUGGGGAUAAAACACCUUCUGCUUCUUUUGAUUUACUUAGACCCACUGAAUGUCCUGUGCACCGCCACCAACAACAAAAGAAGCAAAACCCCGACAAAUAGGAAGCCAAAGGUGAAGGACCUGAACGGCAGCACCACCGCGGUCCCGCUGGCCGCGGCCGUCCCGGGGAAGAUCACCCAGGUCCAGGCUCCGACGGUGCAGCACGACACCUGCCUGGGGUACUACGACGUGAGCGGGCAGUUAGACAAAGAGUUCAGCUGCAACAACACCGACCACCGCUUCUGUUGCGGCAGCUGCUUCUUGCGCUUCUGCUGCGCGGACCGGGGGAAGCGGCUGGAGCAGAAAAUCUGCACCAACAUCAACACCCCGGACUGGAUCAAAACCCAGCCCCCCUCCCCGGCGCCAACAGGUGAUACCUACGACCCGGAGCUAGACCAGACCAACACCACGGUGUACAUCACCUGCGGGGUCGUAGCGCUCAUCAUUGCGAUUGGGAUAACUGCUAAAGUUGCCUAUGAUAAAGCCACCAAGCCCCCUCAGGAAAUGAACGUGCACAGAGCCCUGGCAGACAUUCUGAGGCAACAAGGACCAGUUCCAAUAUCUCAGUAUGAACACGAGAACAUUGCAGCGAUGGACGGGUCACCUAAAGACGAGACGCCGGUCAGAACCUCGAAGAAUCACUACACACCUGUUCACGCCAAGGCACCGAACCACGGACACUAUGGAAAAGAAAAUCUACGCAGCGGAGGCCAAGACAUGCACAACUUCAUCUCCUCUGGGUUUGUGACACUGGGACGUGGCCACUUGAAAGCGCAGCACUCCAUAGACGAAUCGGGGCAGAUGUCCUGGCAGGGCGAUAUGGACAUCCCCCUCUCCUACGGAAACCAUCACCAUGACUAUCAACACAGCCACCUGGAUUUGACUGCGCUCACACCUAAACUGGCCCACAGACAAAUGCGACACGAGAGACCACAGCGGAUGAACAACAUCCUGACCUCGGCCACCGAGCCCUACGACCUGUCCCUGUCCAGAUCCUUCCAGAACCUCAGCCAUCUGCCGCCCUCCUACGAGCUGGCCCUCAAGUCUGACUUAAGUAAAUACUCCUCCUCUCUCCACAGAUUAAGUGAUAAGGAUGUAGAUGAGUACUACACGAGGAAGCAUCAUCAUCCUGACUUUGGCGGCCGGGGACCAACCCACAUGGUGAAGCUAAACUCAGAACCCCAGCAGCACCAACAGCACCAACAGCACCAACAGCACCAACAGCAGCAACAGCACCAACAGCAGCAACAGCGGCAGCGUCCCCGCCGAGUCCAGAGGGCCAUGUCCCAGGAUCACGUCCUGUCCCCUCCCAGGACGCCACGUCGUGGGGACUAUGGCUUAUCGUCCUACGGCGUCAUGGCAGCUGCAGCAUACAGCAGCAGCCGGCACCUCUCAGAGGAGCAGCUGCUGUCAGCAGACCGCCUCCAAUCCCAGGAUCCUUUACUGUCCCCCGCUAUGAGGCGCGACAAGUUCCGGGAGAAGGCGAUGGCGCGGGCGAUGUCUCACGCCGACAUGCUGAUGCCCGUCACGCCCACCAUGGACCGCCACAAGAUGACCAAGAUGCACUCUCAACCCACUGCCUCUACCGACUCCUACAACACGCUGACGGUCAACCACCAAGCCCCGACGUCUAAAAGGCAGGCGUUUGCCUCCCGACGAACACACACCGUGGACCACCUACAGUACAUUCCCGGCCACCACCACACAUACCGCACUGCCAGCAAGAACGAAGUAACUGUUUAACCACAGAGUGGAAGGAUUCCUGAGACACAGACGUCAACAGAAAUCUUCAAAAUCAGCAAAUCUCUUGUGCAGAGGUCUUCUGAUUAAAACAACCUCCUACAUUAAAAAAACUCUUCCUGCUUUUUAGCACAAGCUUCCUGUGUCAUCAAGAAUCAACCCCAGCAAAGACAUCUCUCUCUUAGAGCAUCAUAAGGGCUUUGCGUGUUGACACAAAGAGGGAUCCUUCAUGUCAGACGUUUGACGGCCUGAAGAAAAUAUUUUUUAAACUGGACAUGGGACUGGAUAGGAAUUGUAUCAACUUUAUAAAUAUAUAAAUAUACUAUAUUUACUAUUUGUAUUUUCAGUCCUUGUUAUAGCUUUAGAGAUUCUCAUUGACUGAUGUAAGCACUUCAAGUGGUGCCUCUUGAACUUGUCCUAUUUCAGUGAAGAAGUGGAUUUAUGGGUUAAAAAGCACAAUUACUGAAUUCCCUUUUUUGUUUGAUUUAAUUUACUCUUCUUCU